AUGUUGAAACCAACUACAUUAACGGCAAGGUCUAUCUCCCAAAACUCUCGUCAUGAAUACACAAGUUCAGAUUCAAAAUUUGAACGAUCGGAAUUAAGUGACGCUCAAUAUAUUGACCAAUUAUUAUUGGAGAAUCAAGAGUUGAAAGCAUUAGUUGAUCGACAAAAGAAAAUUAUUGAAAAAUUAAAUAAUCAACUCAAGUCAUCUAAUGGUAGUAAGUUGACAUUAGAUUCGAUCAACAAUAGAACACCACCACUAUCACAAAAAUCAUCAGUUGACAAUGCAGAGCCAGAACCAGAACCAGAGCCUGUGUCUCAGGCAUCCACUGCAACUGAAGUUAGUUUUAAACGCGUAUCAGGUGCAUUGUCUCCAACUUUAGUAACAAUACCAAAAUCACCACAACGAUCCAUCAGCAAUAACAGUAUCCAGUCGUCACCAACUAAACAGACACUUUCUGUGCAAAAGCAAUUGUUCGAUGAGAAUAUUACGGGUGCUCCUGCUAACUCUGUGCCACAAGAGGUACCAUUAAGAUCAUCUAGAAGAAGACGUAACUCUAAUGACACCAAAUCUUCCGAUAAGAAAGCUUCAUAUAUUUCCCUUGAAUCAUCUACUCCAUCACAAAUUCCUAAUUCAGAUUCUAAUGGAAGCACUUUGUCAUCGUCAUUUCAAACAAACGGUGUUGGAAGAGCAAGUGAGUUUGCAUCUAUUAAAUCACCUGAUUUGGAAGUUGACAUGGGUAAUACACUGAAGAAUGAUACUAUGAAUAACACUUUUGAUAGUAAAGCGGGGGUGGAUACAACUAUAGGAACAGUUGAUUCAAUUGAUUCUGGUAAGAUUAAUGAAACAGGGGAAAGUAAAUUCAGUACAAUGGAAAGUACGAAAUCACAACUGGAUGUUUCUGGUUCUAGUAUUGGUACUACUACUGGCACUAGUACUGUUGGUGGUACUGCAUCAAGUGGGGUAUCAAAAAUAUAUUCUCAAAGUAAAGGUAUUGCUAGAAGUAGUAGUAGUGUGGGUUCUACCUAUAAAUCCUCGCGAAUUAAACCACCAAAUUUGCAAACAAAGCCUAAUAACAAUAGUGCUGUUGACCUAGCACCUCCUACAUCGUUGAAAACAGCAGCAUCUAAUAUUAGUUCGCCGGUCGAGCUUAAGUCACCUUCAUCGCAAUAUGAUACCAGUCCACAAAUACAAAGUGAUACCAAUAUCAAGUCUCAAUUAGCACCUCCAUAUGAAAUGCUGACAUCUAAUAAUGAACAGAUUCCUCCUGUACCGCCACCAAAAUCAAACUCAAACUCUAAACCACACCCAACUUUGAAUUUACUGAAUCAAUCAAGCAGACUGGCUGGUGAUUCUUAUCAAUUAACAACAGUUUAUGAUAGUCCAGCUACACCCCGACCAACAGUUCGAACUCCAACUACCUCAUCAUAUAACAUUAAUAGUGCACCACAAACUCCUGGGUCCAGUUUCAAUGUUUUACACACCCCGAAAACAGAUAUGGAUGAAUCAUCAUUGUUUAUUAAACCAGAUGAAUUUCAUACAAUAUUUAUUUCAGUUAUUAGUACCAUUCAUGUUGAUCUAAUGAACCAAACCCUGAAAAAAAGUGACGAUCCAAACGUUACUAUUACAAUCAAUGAUCGAGAAACAAAUAAAGAAAUGUGGAAAAUACGUAAAACUUUUUCCCAAUUGGUUACGUUUGAUUCAGAAAUACGGCCAAUUGUAGAAUAUUUUGGGUUACCUCCGUUACCAGAUAAACAAUUAUUUUGCAGUUCGACUCCAGCAAAAAUUGAAAUCAGAAAAUUGGCGUUACAGAAUUAUUUCAAUUCGAUAUUUGUCAUGCCACAUAUCCCACGUAUGGUCUUAUAUUAUAUUUGUCGAUUUUUAUCAUUAGAUUUUGUUAAUCCUUUAGAUGAUUUUAAAAGUGGGGCUAGAAAGGAAGGUUUCCUUGUACGUCGUUAUAAAGGUUUAGGUGCAACUUGGAAAAUACGUUGGUGUCAAGUUGAUGGUCCUUAUAUGGAAAUAUAUGAAAACCCUGGUGGACCGGUAUUGGAACAAAUCCAAUUAUCUGGUGCUCAGAUUGGAAGACAAUCGUCAGAUGCCGUUGCUGAAGAUAAAGGAUAUCGACAUGCGUUUUUAAUUAUGGAAUCACUGAAAUCUUCUAAAUUACAUUCUUCAGUCCCUAAACAUUUCUUUUGUGCGGAAUCUGAUGAUGAAAGAGAUGACUGGGUCACAGCAUUAAUUGAAUUUACUGAGGAUGCAUCAGAAUCAGUGGAAAAUUCACCUCAACAACAAUAUGACAGAUCCAAUGCCUAUGAUUCAUUGAGUACUCCAAAUACAAGGUAUGAUCAUGCCAAUGAUGAUUUGAAACCAGGUAGUCUGAAUAUAUUUGCCACUCCAGCAUCUAUAGCGGCUUCAGUCGCUGAUCUGUUGUCAACAUAUACAAUGGGUGUUGUAGAUGAUCAAUCCCAAAAGAAAAUCAAGAAGAGAAGUUAUUUCCCUUUUAGAACAAAGACUAAUUCAUCCAAUGAUGAUUCAGAAGAUCAACAAGGUCAACAUCUUCAACCAGAUGAUAAUCAUCUUCUGUUACCAACUACAGCAAUGACAAAUAGUCAAAAUAUAUAUUUGCAACAACAACAACAUCAACAACAACCAUCUGGGUUUGCAAAUGGACAACCACCACCACCAUUAUCCACAGCAGUUACUUCUUCUUCUUCGGGAUAUCCAAGAUCAGAAGAUAAUAUGCAACAAUAUUUAAGUCAAAUGAAACUUGAUGAAGAUUCUGCCAAAAAAAUAUUUGGUAGUGAAUUAGAAAUUGCUUUUGAAUUAUCUAAUCAUGAAUUUAUGGGGAAGAAAAUCCCUAGUGUAUGUUAUCGAUGUUUAGAUUUUUUAAUGAAAACUGGAGCUAUUUAUGAAGAAGGAAUAUUUCGAUUAUCUGGAUCAGCAUCUAGUAUUCGACAAUUAAAAGAUCAAUUUAAUACUCGAUAUGAUGUUGAUUUAUUUCAAUCUUCAUUAAAACCAGAUAUUCAUACAGUUUCGGGGCUUUUCAAAAGUUAUCUUCGAGAAAUGCCUACUCCUAUAAUUGGUGGUAAUGCAGUAAAUCAUUUAAGUGCUUUAGUUUCACAUAAUACUUAUCAACAACAACAACAAUCAAUGGGAGGGAUGUCGAAUUCAAAUUUGGCACGUAUAUUUAGAGAUUAUUUUAAUGAUGUUAAUAAUGUUGAUAAAAUUCAUUAUGAUUUAUCAUAUUUGGUGUUUAGUUUUUUGAGACAAAUUAUUCAACAAAGUGAUAUUAAUCGAAUGACAUUGAAGAAUGUGGGGAUUAUAUUUGAACCAACUUUGAAUAUUAAUGUUGAAGUUCUUUCGAUAUUUUUGGUUGAAUUUGACACUAUAUUUGGUGUAUAG
Molecule: messenger RNA, 3399 nt
Organism: Candida dubliniensis CD36
Lineage: Eukaryota; Fungi; Ascomycota; Pichiomycetes; Serinales; Debaryomycetaceae
Gene: BEM3
Product: Bem3p
Exons: 1
Coding region: 1-3399 (1132 amino acids)
Biological process (GO): regulation of GTPase activity; signal transduction
Cellular component (GO): cytoplasm
Molecular function (GO): phosphatidylinositol binding
Source: RefSeq, a predicted model, not a curated record